CGCCAGCUCCCAGGGCCCGGCCCGCGCCGGCGCCCGCGCUCUCGGGCGGACUCCCGGCCCUCCGCGCCCUCCCGCCCGGCGAUGGCCCCGCUCGGAUACUUCUUAUUCCUCUGCGGCCUGAAGCAGGCGCUGGGCAGCUACCCGAUCUGGUGGUCCCUGGCCCUUGGGCCACAGUACUCGUCCCUGGGCACGCAGCCCAUCCUCUGUGCCAGCAUCCCGGGCCUGGUCCCCAAGCAGCUGCGCUUCUGCAGGAACUACGUGGAGAUCAUGCCCAGUGUGGCAGAGGGCGUCAAGAUCAGCAUCCAGGAGUGCCAGCACCAGUUCCGUGGCCGCCGGUGGAACUGCACCACUGUCAACAACAGCCUGGCUAUCUUUGGCCCUGUGCUGGACAAAGCCACCAGGGAGUCCGCCUUCGUGCACGCUAUCGCCUCGGCCGGCGUGGCCUUCGCCGUGACGCGCUCGUGCGCCGAGGGCUCGGCCGCCAUCUGCGGCUGCAGCGGCCGCCAGCAGGGCUCGCCAGGCGAGGGCUGGAAGUGGGGCGGCUGCAGCGAGGACAUCGAGUUCGGCGGGAUGGUGUCCCGGGAGUUCGCGGACGCGCGAGAGAACCGGCCGGACGCUCGCUCCGCGAUGAACCGCCACAACAAUGAGGCCGGGCGCCAGGCCAUCGCCAGCCACAUGCACCUCAAGUGCAAGUGCCACGGGCUGUCGGGCAGCUGCGAGGUGAAGACCUGCUGGUGGUCGCAGCCCGACUUCCGCGCCAUCGGUGACUUCCUCAAGGACAAGUACGACAGCGCCUCGGAGAUGGUGGUGGAGAAGCACCGCGAGUCGCGCGGCUGGGUGGAGACGCUGCGGCCGCGCUACACCCACUUCAAGGUGCCCACGGAGCGCGACCUGGUCUACUACGAGGCUUCGCCCAACUUCUGCGAGCCCAACCCCGAGACGGGCUCCUUCGGCACGCGCGACCGCACCUGCAACGUGAGCUCGCACGGCAUCGACGGCUGCGACCUGCUGUGCUGCGGCCGCGGCCACAACGCGCGCAGCGAGCGGCGCCGGGAGAAGUGCCACUGCGUCUUCCACUGGUGCUGCUACCCCACCUCUUGGGUUCCAUCCGCCUCCUGCCUCGUCUGUGUAGAGGGCUCUCCUGGUGGAACCAGCCGCGGAGACUGGUGCGGUGGCAUCUGGUCCCUGCUUCCUCUGGGGUCUGGGGGCCAGCCUCCCAGUGCAGCGCCCUGGAACUUUUCGGGCGCCAGGAGGCCUAUGGCACCCCUCCCUCGACCUGGGGUCGGCCCUAUGGGGAGAGCCUUCGUCCUGCAGAGCCCCACUAACGGCACCGGCUCCGUCUGGGGGAGGAGAUGGAGCCUGACAGCGGGAGGCCGAGGAGCGGCCUGGCCCGAAGGCCCCGCUCUGCCCCGGCGGCCCUGUGCCCUGGCGUCAGACAUCCGGGCCUCUUCCCAGUGACCGUCCCUACUGUGGCCCAGGCCCCAGCCAGGGCUCUCUAGGCCUGAUCAGCUGUGCCCUCUACUUUGCAGCUGUCGCAAUGUUCCACCACCUGUCCCUCCCUUCUUCCUAACAUCUCCCACCUGCACCGGGUCCCUCCAUCCACGGAGAGAAGCAAAGCCUGCUGACCCGCCCUGCCCUUGCCUCCUUCUUGGCCUCAGCACCUCCCUCAGUCCCUCCUCCACAGCCUCUUGUAAGGGGAAGACAGGAAGGGAGCCCAGAGCCACUGGCCUGUGCCACCAUCCCGGCCGCCCAGCUCCUUCACCUGCCUCGGAGGCUCACUUUGGGUUGGAUCGAGUUGUUUGGGAAUUUGGGGAGGAUAAGCCCAUGACGGUGCUGCAGACAGAGAACCCACAGCUCCAAGAGGCGUGGUCUCCCUCCUAGCCCCUCAUGGCCAGGACUCGCCCCCGGGUCCUGCUGCUACGGCUAUGGUGUGCCAGAUCUGCCUAUCCCUGGCCGUUGUCCUGGAGCCUCUGGCUGGCUGCUCGGCCCUCCUCGCCUUCUGACUGGUCCACCUGGCUUGGGAACGAGAGAGGCCACUCUCCUACACCAGCGCCCACAUGGACUUCCGGCCAGGUGCUGCCACGCGAGACCCCUGCUCGCUCAGCCUCUGCCACUGUGAAACGUCCCCCUACCCCUGCCCCUGAGGACCCACCCUCCAGGCAGGAGGAGCCUUUGUGCAUUCCCCUCGGGGGACUCGACCUUCCUCUGCCUUGAAUUUUGCAUUUUUGUUUUAAUUUUAUUUCCGAUGCUGCUAUAUCCACCAUACACUGGAGCUAGACAAACAGAUGUGUUGUUGUUUUUUUCCUUUUCUUUCUAUGAAAGAAAUUAUUUUAGUCAUAGCUUGUGAGUUGCAAACAACGGGGAAAGUG
Messenger RNA from Equus quagga, 2369 nucleotides. It is a transcript of the gene WNT3A, whose product is annotated as Wnt family member 3A. Gene Ontology annotation, biological process: neuron differentiation; canonical Wnt signaling pathway; multicellular organism development. The transcript is spliced from 5 exons. Gene Ontology annotation, molecular function: cytokine activity; frizzled binding. The record is from RefSeq and is a predicted model, not a curated record. Gene Ontology annotation, cellular component: extracellular region. Bases 82 to 1458 code for a protein of 458 amino acids. NCBI's taxonomy places the organism in Eukaryota, Metazoa, Chordata, Mammalia, Perissodactyla, Equidae.